Messenger RNA from Pararge aegeria (speckled wood butterfly), 840 nucleotides. RefSeq lists its product as uncharacterized. The transcript has 3 exons. NCBI's taxonomy places the organism in Eukaryota, Metazoa, Arthropoda, Insecta, Lepidoptera, Nymphalidae. Bases 1 to 840 code for a protein of 279 amino acids. Gene Ontology annotation, molecular function: acyltransferase activity, transferring groups other than amino-acyl groups. The record is from RefSeq and is a predicted model, not a curated record.
AUGUCUGUUGAGCCGUUAGUCUUCAUGCCUGUGGAUAGUUGGGUUGAACUGAAGUCAGUGUUGAAAUCGGAUUGGCCAAGAAGCAUUCUGGGUGUGCUAGUAUUAGAAAAUCAAGAGUCACUUUUGAAAUCAGGUGUCGUUUACGACUUUAAAGUGUAUUGCCCUUUUGGGGAUGUCAAUAAUGGAAUGGUUGCACUUAAUAUUAAGGAUACAUAUUACGAUGUUAUCAUCCAAUGUCCCAAAGAUGAUACCCGAGUAUUGGAAGAAGCCCUGAAAUCCACUAAUAUCGUUGACUGGAAGAAAUGUGAACAGAUACCGGCCCUACCCAAUCAUAUACUGGAUUGUGUGAGACGGUUAUAUUCAGCGAAGAAUCUCAAAAUAGACCCAAUAGAGAACAUAUCAAGGGCGGAUACGUUUGUUUUAGAUAAAGGAACACUUCCUUUCGAUGUUAGAUUACCUCUCGGACAUUCCUUCGAUUUGUUGUCCCUGGAUUCCAAACCAUUGAUCAACGAAACUUGGCCUCACAAAUACCCUGGCUCCGAAUUGUACUACGAGCUUUUAAUCAAAGCCAAGUUAGGCUAUGGUCUCUACAAUGGAAAAGAGCUAAUAGCGUGGGUCUUUCUCAGGGAAUUAGGCUGUCUAGGACACCUAUACACACUGGAAAAGCAUAGAAGAAAAGGCUACGGAGUAUUAGUUCUGAAACUAAUAUCAAAUAUACUUUUAAAAGAUAAAAAAUAUACGGUGGCGUACUGUGCAACUGUUAAUAAGAAUGCUGCCAAUUUAUACAGGAAACUAGGCUUUCAAAAUCUUCUGGAAAUAGAUUGGUGUCAUUUUUUUUGA